Acyrthosiphon pisum (pea aphid) is the source of this 1470-nucleotide messenger RNA. RefSeq lists its product as uncharacterized. The transcript has 4 exons. Lineage: Eukaryota; Metazoa; Arthropoda; Insecta; Hemiptera; Aphididae. Bases 472 to 1146 code for a protein of 224 amino acids. The record is from RefSeq and is a predicted model, not a curated record.
GGUAUUUCAGUAUCAAUGAUUACAUCUGAAUACAUAUCUGAAGAUUGCCAAGCUAUUCAAUCUAGUGCCUCACCAAAAGUUUCUUCUACAAAACUUGAGGAAAUUGAUAUAAAUAACACAAUAGUUAAAAGACGGAAUUUAGAAAUGAAUGGUUCUUUAAGAGAAAUUGUAACACCUUUUUCAUGGAUGGAAUCAGUCAAUAACAUGCAGAAAGCAUUGGGACAAGUUUUUAAAUAUUUGAAUAUGGAGGACCUUAUAUCAGCUUCUAGAGUAUGUACCGCCUGGAAUCUAACUGCAUUGGAUAAAAAUUUAGUAAGUAUAACCUUAAAAUGUCGUAUAAUGUAUUUUUGCUUAUUUAUUAAAUAUUUUUAGUGGCAGAAUGUUUGUUUAAAAAAUUCUACGGUCUAUGACUGGGAAAGGUUUGUAGACUCAAUUGAUCGACAAAGAACUGACAAAUUAGAUACUAGCUGUAUGUUGCUACCCUCUAAUGAUAAAGACUUAAAAAGUUUUUGGUUGCGAUUUGCAAAUGCAAUGAGAACAGCACAAAAGUUAAAAUUCAUUGAGUUGUAUAGAUGUCCUGGCUUUGUAGUUGAAGAUAUUAUUUACUCAUUACCUCAAAUUGAAGUACUUAAAGCUACUUCAAUAAAAAAUCCAAAUUUGACGAUUGAUCUCAAUGUUUUAAUGUACCUAAACUUAAAUUAUUUGGGACAAAUGACAAAGCUCACAGAGUUAAGCCUCAAAGGUUUAACUGGAAUAAAAUUAACGGCAUUGCCAUCAUUUGAAAAUUUAAUACAUUUGAAUAGAUUUUCAUUAACCUCUAUUAAAGAAUUUCCAAAAGAGAUCUAUCAGAGUUUGAAUACUAUUACUGAUAAUAUUGAGUUUUUUGAAAUUGGUGAUUGUGAAUGCUUAACAAAGGAUUUUGCCAUGUCACUAAAAAGAUUUGUUAAUUUGAAAACAUUGAGAUUAGAAAAUUGCUGUAAUGGAUGGGAUCAAUCUGCACACAAUGUUUUUACUAUCAUUAGAGGUCUUGAAAAGCUCAAUGUUCUGGAAUUGGUAAACAUAGAAUUCAGUAAUUGUGUCGAAGAUGAAUUGGAAAAAUGUGAUGGUAUUAAAGCUUUACUUAUUAUUCCUGUUUAUGGGAUCUAAGUAUGUAAACUUCUUAUGUAUUAUAUUAUUUUGCAACAUCUAUUUGUUAAUAUUGAUCAAUUUUUUUUUUUUAGUCCGAAAAAAUAAACUGUCGUCUGAUUGACUGUCUCAAGAAACUCUCCAAGACAUUAACACACUUGGUUUGGGGAUUGACUUAUGAGUUACUCCGUGUUACAGACAUGUUUAUAGUACAAUUUGAAUGGAACCCGCAUGCUAAUAGUUGUAAUUGUUUAGAAUUAUCCGAUACCAAAAAAAAGACCAAUAAUAUACCUAUACUCAGAACAAGAAAGCCCCGACAGCGACCAGGAGAUGAGGCUACUCCUG